Molecule: messenger RNA, 1829 nt
Organism: Xylaria bambusicola
Lineage: Eukaryota; Fungi; Ascomycota; Sordariomycetes; Xylariales; Xylariaceae
Exons: 2
Coding region: 674-1477 (267 amino acids)
Source: RefSeq, a predicted model, not a curated record
UAACCAGUGUAGUUACAGACAGCUCAGAGAGCUGGUCAAGGAUAAAGAGAAUAAACUGUCUCAUCCAAUUGAAAAUAUUCUAGACGAUUGUUCGAUUAAUUUUUCGGGGCACUUCAAUAGUAGUACAUGGUGCUAUUAGCGAUUUGCUAGCGACAUUUCAUGAUAGGCUAAUGCCGCCAUUCCGUAUAAUCCUGUCGCUAUACAUAGAAUACUGCCGUAUGGUAUUUUCCGGGUCCCUACCUUGUACAUACGCUUACGGUCAACAUCUGGGGUACUGGGUGUCCACCAGUAGCCCUUGAUUGCAUGGUCCUUUUUCAUGAAAGAGCCUUAAGUAAUUAAUCUCACCCCUGUCUACACGUGUUUUGGCUCGAGGCUAUGGUGAUGACAAGCCUGUCGCGUGUGCAUAUGCGUGCGGUUUGAGUGUAAGGAGCAUGACUGUCUUGAUUACUGUUGGCUUUUGGUACGCAGAUGCCUCCCCUGGAUGCGGGUGCUCGUACUUGGUGGCGUGCCUAUGGACAUAGAUCUGAAAACGACUAUAUCUAGAGAGCCUCCAGCUUCGUGUCACCGGUCUUAUUCUUAGUCUCACCACCCCUCUUCACUCUUUCAACCCUCAUCUCAUCGCAUCAAGACAUCCAACUCCGGUUUUACCAGGUCAUUCCCUCAUUCAGUCAAAAUGAAGUUCUCAGGUCUCGUUUCUUGCCUGGCUGUUGCCGGCGCCGCCACCGCUGCUAAGAUCCCUAAGGUGAAGCGUGCUCUUCCCACCACCAAGAUCGCCAACAUCGAGGUCGUCAACACCCCGCUUGUCCAGGAAGCUGUCAAGCUCAUCGAGGGCUUCAAGCCCCUUCAGCCUUACCUGUACAACCACUUGAUGCGCUCCUGGUUGUUCGGUGCUGCCGCUUUCAACAACAACGAGACCCUCAAGGGUGAGAUCGACCUUGAGCUUCACGCUCUCGGUGCCAUGCUUCACGACUUGGGCUGGGACAUGCGCGAGAACAGCGCAUGGCACAGCGAGAACCGACCCUUUGAGGUCGACAGCGGUCUCGGUGCCGUUGACUUCGUCAAGCAGCACUGCCGCAGCGGCUGGAGUGAUGCCCGUCUUGAGAAGAUGUACGACGGUAUCGUCCUCCAGGGUAUGGGUACCUACCUUCCCGGCAAGAACAAGGACACCCUCUGGAUCGUCAAGAGCGUUGAGUUCGAGUUCCCCGGUCCCCGCUCUCCUCUAAUCAAGGACGAGGACUACGACUCCAUCCUCGAGGCCUUCCCCAACGACACCGUCUUCCGUGGUAGCAACGAGACCUUCACCUACCUCGCCCUCACCAAGCCUGACGGAACCCGAGGCACCUUCAUCGACCAAUUUGGCGUUGCUUACGUCCCCGGCUACGGCGAGCUCAGCCACGUCGCCUUCGACCUCAUCACCGGUGCCAUCGCUGGUGAGAUCGAGAACCACCCUAACUCCACCUUUGAGUCUCACCUUUAAGUGGACUCUGUAUCAAUUAUAAUGGGAUAGAAGGCGACGGGAUGCUUAAUGUGUAAAAAAUCCGGGUGUCAACGCUUCUGGCGCCGAUGUAUAUACUUUUACUUUCGUUAAAAUUAAAUAUCUUAGACCAUAUCAUUUUGACCCUUGUUUGAUUGUUACUUGCCGUUUACAUUUAUUGUUUGAAUUGGUUCUUGACCCAUUAUGUUCCGAUAACGUUCUCAUACAUUGGUAAAAGGUUAUCGAGUAUGUCUUGUGCCGAACAUAUAGAUUGCAUGGAAUAUACUUAUGGGUUGAUCGAAAUAGAGUACAGCUGUGUACUUCCUCGGAACGUUGUGUUAGUCGAUCUUUGAAC